Folsomia candida is the source of this 1157-nucleotide messenger RNA. RefSeq lists its product as uncharacterized. The transcript has 2 exons. Bases 170 to 760 code for a protein of 196 amino acids. The record is from RefSeq and is a predicted model, not a curated record. Lineage: Eukaryota; Metazoa; Arthropoda; Collembola; Entomobryomorpha; Isotomidae.
GUCAAUUAAAAAAUCAACUUGUACGAAAUUCAGUCAGUUACGUCAAUGUGAAUGCAGAUAAAAGAAGAGGUGUUCUUGCAAAAUUUGGAUAAACCCUUCUCCAAUUUCACACUAAAUGAACUAGGAUUUGAUUGCAUAAAAUUCCGAAAAGCUGUAAACAAGAUUAACCAUGGUUCGUGUGGGAACGCUCGUCUUAGGCAUUAUUCUGCUCCACCUCUCUAUCACCGUUGUAUUUGGACAGGAAGUAAGGAUCAAGGACGGUGAAAAAGAACGAAGACGCCUACCACCACCCCCACCACCACCUUCCUCCCCUGAGUCUUCCGAUUCUUUGGGGGACUUUACUCGCAAUUUCGCCUCAAAACAUGGCGAAAAGGUGGCGCUCACAGUAUUCCAGGAGGGCAAUAUCGAAGCCAGGAUACCUCUGUAUAUAAAGGACCUUUCCCGUCGGAAUAGAACCCAAGCCAAGGAAACCGCACAAAUCUACGCCGACCUGCAAGAACAACUUUCCGUUGACGAAAAGGCGAACGAAGCCUGGACCGUGGUCACGCGGGGGAAGGCGGGAAGUAUGGGGGACGUGAUUGACGCAGCAUAUAGGCUCGACGCCAGCCUGGGCGAGGGAAAUGGGACGGCGGAAAGUACUGGAAUGGUUUCCGGAAGGCAAAGACGAGGUUUCUGGCGUUGGUUAAGGAGAAACUGGAGAACCAUUGUUCGCGUCAUUAUUGCCGUUGUGCAAGCUGUCCAGAAUGGGAAUAGAGGAUAAUAAUUAAUUCCUCCUUAAUAGUUGCGGGUUUUGGAUCGCCGAUCGGGUGCCUCCUCAACUUAAAAAGAUAAGCAUAGCAAAUAAUAAGUAAAAAUUAAAUAUUAUUUUUUCAUCGGAGAAAAAAAAAUCUAAAUUCUAAUCUCCAAAUUUUGAGAACCUAAGAAUUAUCGAUUUUUGAACGAAAUCAAAUCUUACUUUUGUAAAAAUCCCACGGUGAUGAACAGGUUUCAAAAUCGUCAUUUGAAUACAUCUGUAGAAGAAGGGAAAGUUGAGACACAAAUUCGAAACCCGCAUAUAAUGUCACCUUAAGUACCAAUGAUUUGUGUAGUUUUGCAAAAACUUAUUCAGCAAUAAAUUAAGGUUUGGAAAUUUAAUAAAAUUUAAUCUCCGAAAUUUU